Molecule: messenger RNA, 2562 nt
Organism: Brettanomyces nanus
Lineage: Eukaryota; Fungi; Ascomycota; Pichiomycetes; Pichiales; Pichiaceae
Exons: 1
Coding region: 1-2562 (853 amino acids)
Biological process (GO): glycoprotein catabolic process; carbohydrate metabolic process
Molecular function (GO): beta-mannosidase activity
Source: RefSeq, a predicted model, not a curated record
AUGACUGAAGCAUCAAAUUCUGUUCUAGUUUUGAAAGGCUGGCAAUACAAACAGGCAGACACCACUGAGUGGAAGCCUGCAAGAAAGGAUGUUAGUGCCACUCAAGUUCAGGCCGAUUUAUUGGCAAACGGUGAAAUUCCGGACCCUUUCAUUAACCGUAACGCUUGUGACAUUCAAUGGGUUGGAGACAAAGAUUGGGAGUACAAGCUUCAGUUUACUGUUCCUGUUGAAGGAAUCAAGAAGUCCAAUCAAGUGCUUGUCUUUGAAGGUUUGGAUACCUUUGCCACUGUUAAACUCAAUGGAGCCGAAAUUCUUACUGCAGACAACAUGUUUGUCAAAUAUACCGUUGAUGUCACGGACAAGGUUAAAUUGAACAAAUCCAAUGAACUCUCUAUCUACUUCAAGAGCGCCUCGUUGGAGGCUCGUCGUCUCGAGAAGAUUCACGGUUCGGGUUAUUGUUUCAAUGGUGAAACUGCUCGUCUACAAGCCAGAAAGGCUCAGUACGGCUGGGGUUGGGAUUGGGGAGAUUCUGUUAUGACUUGUGGUCCAUGGAGGCCCGUUAAACUUGUGUCCUACGAUGCAGGAUUGUCAGACGUUUACGUUAAGGUGGAUGUUGCUGAUACCAAGAAAGCCAAGAUUGAUAUUCAGAGUACCGUUGAAGCUGCUUCUGUCGUCAAAGGACUCUCUGUUGAGACAAAGGUUCUGGAUCCAAACGGCGCUGUGGUUGAUAUUCCAGCUUCUGCCAAGAAGGUGGCUGUUACUGGUUCUUUGGUUUCUUCUAAGUUUGACAUUUCUUCACCUGCAUUGUGGUAUCCAAGAGGUACUGGAGAACAGUCUCUUUAUACUUUUGAGACAUCCUUGUACGAUGCACAUCAUAAACUACUCCAGGUUAAUACCAAAAAGGUUGGUCUCAGACAUGUUGAGUUGGUUCAAGAGCCAUUUGAGGAUGAGGAAGGUACCAGUUUCUUCUUCAAGGUCAAUGGAAUUCCUGUGUACUGUUCCGGUUCUAAUUGGAUUCCUGGCCAUUCGAUUCCUUGCCUCUUCACGGAACCUGACUAUAAGAAAUGGCUACAAUUGGCCAUUGAUGGCAAUCAGAAUAUGAUCCGUGUCUGGGGUGGAGGCUACUACGAGGAGGAUAUAUUCUAUUCUGAGUGUGAUAGACUAGGUAUCAUGGUCUGGCAAGACUUUAUGUUUGCAUGUGGUAUCUACCCAACUUACCCUGAGUUCAUUGCUAACGUGUGUACAGAAGUUGAGGUUGCUUUGCACCGUCUUAGAAAUCACUGCUGUUUGGCUCUUUUGGCUGGUAAUAAUGAAGAUUAUUGUGUGGCUGAAAGUUUCAACCUCGAGUGGAACCGUGAAGAUAAGUCAGGUGAUUAUUCCAAGACUAAUUUCUCUGCUCGCACUACUUACGAGGUCACUCUUCCAAAGAUUUGCGAGAAGUUGCAACCCGAUGUUCCAUAUCACCCAGGUUCGCCAUGGGGUGGAAAUGGUACCUCAGAUAAGACAGUUGGUGAUAUCCAUCAGUGGAAUGUUUGGCAUGGAUCUCAAGAGAAGUAUCAGAAUUGGUAUAAGCUAGGUGGAAGAUUUGUCUCUGAAUUCGGUAUGGAGGCACUUCCAUCUUUAAAAUCUUAUCGCGAUUGCAUCACUGACUCUUCUGAGCUCUACCCACAGAGUGAAUAUGUUGACUUCCACAAUAAGGCUGAAGGCUUCGAGAGACGUUUGGCUUUAUAUGUCAUUGAGAACAUCAAGGUUCAAGGUAUGGACCUCGAGAACUGGAUUUAUGCUACCCAGCUCAUGCAGGCAGAAUGUUUAAGUUAUGCUUAUAAGUGCUGGCGUAGACGUUGGUAUGGUGAUCAUAAGCGUUACACUGGUGGUGCCAUUGUCUGGCAGCUUAACGAUUGUAUGCCUGUGGCUUCUUGGGCCAUUGUCGAUUAUUACGGUCGUCCAAAGCUCUCUUUCUAUGCUGUUAAGCGUGAGAGUACCGCUAUCGGUCUAGGUAUGUACAGAAACGAAAUUGUGCCAAAGAUCGAGGGUGUUAACGUUGUUGCUGAAAAUGAUGGUCCUCAUGAUUACUCUAAUCAUGACUACACUGUGGACAUUUGGGGAGUGAAUGCUUCUUUGAAGGAUACUCCUGCAACCCUUUUAGUCGACGUUUAUGAGGUUGAAAGUGGUAAAAAGAUUAACAGUUUGAAGCCCCAGGAAGUUGUCUUGAAGGCUAACCAAACUAGUGAGUUUGUCAAAGCUUUGGAGAUUCCUAACGAUAAGAAAAUUGUUGUUUAUUCUAGAGUCGUCGUUGAUAAAAAGCCUAUUGCUACCGCUGCAGACUGGCCUCAGCCUCUCAAGUACUUGAAAUUCUCUGACAGAAAGGUGAAGUUUGAGUUGUUUGAUGGUUACAUCAAGCUAACGGCAAACAAACCUGUCAAGGGUGUUGAGAUCACUAUAAAAAAUAGGGAUGUCUUUUUACAGGAUAACGGUUUCGAUAUUUUCCCAACCGAUGAGAUAAUCGUCAAGGGUGAUAUCAAAAAGACUGAUGACGUUUCGAUCCGUUACUACCAAAUGUAG